Messenger RNA from Funneliformis geosporum, 972 nucleotides. NCBI's taxonomy places the organism in Eukaryota, Fungi, Glomeromycota, Glomeromycetes, Glomerales, Glomeraceae. The record is from the annotation of a GenBank genome assembly.
AUGAUCCAUAUUCCCUACUUUUUUGAUAAUAAUAAUAAUAUAACUGCUGUUAAUCGUGUUAUGGACUACCAACAAUAUCAUGAUGGAAUACACUUUCCAUCCACGACGUCCGCAAUUAACAAUCAGUUAUACCAAGCCAAUUCAGGAUCCUUAGUUGGUUCUCAUUAUCACCAAAAUCAGCAGAAUCAUGUAGGACCGAAUAAUAACUUGCAAACUUACAAUAUGAUUGACCAGGCGACCGCUCAAAAUGUCAGUCAACAGCCACAAAACGAAGAAUACGCAUUAUAUCAUCGUCAAUUAGCUCAAAACCAUGCUAUGGCACUUGCUCAGUUAUUGAUUCCUGGUGCUGAAUAUGAUGAAACAAAGGAAUCAAUUCAAAAGUUUUCCUCACAGAAUCAGUUGCAUGAAGAUCGUCAAAUUAAUAUAAAUUACGCGAUCGAACAGCAAUCUCAAAAUGUUGCGUCAUCCGCCCAAUCCGGUGUUUCCAAUCUUGUCAAUCAAAAACCACCAGUUUACACAAAAUGGACCGAACAAGAAGAUGAGUUGUUGCGUGGCGCAGUGCGCAUUUAUGGACCUCACAAAUGGUCCCUUAUCGCAACACAUGUGCCCAAUCGAACGCCAAUGCAAUGUUCGGCUAGAUGGGUAGGAGCGUUGAACCCUUCAAUUCUUAAAGGUCGAUGGACUUCACAGGAGGAUAACGCACUAAAAGAAGCCGUUAGUAGUUAUAUCAAUUCUGUCGAUUCACAAGGAAAUCCGCAACCGAUCCCGUGGAAUAAGGUCUCAAAGAGAAUUCCACAACGUACUGGGGCUCAAUGUCAGGCCCGAUGGACCGAAGCAUUGGAUCCUCGCAUAAGGAAAGGUAAAUGGUCACCGAAUGAGGAUGAAAUUUUGAAAGAUGGAGUUCGAAUGUUUGGGCGCUGUUGGAUUCGAAUUGCCGAAAUGAUAAACGGAAGAACUCAGGUAACUAACUAG